CGCGCUCGCGGCAGUCCUCUCUUGCUGAACUGUAAUCAUAUGACAGGGAGUAGGUCCCCGCUGCCGAAUACCGACACACCGGGCGGACAAGAGCGAAGGAGCCGGGGCGGACGACACCAGUUGAUGGUAGGUAGCUCUGUAGCAGAAGGAGCACAGGCGGAGGCGGCUGAAGUGUCAAACAAGUGCCAAACUCAACCCCUUAACUUUUUCAAAACUCUGGAGAGAGCCGAUCCGAGGGGUUGGGGGGGAUAACCGUUGAAGAGGACAGGACUCACGAACCGAAGGACAGUUCGUUCACCCGGAGCUGAGAGUUGAGUCUGAUCCGGCGGUGUGCGGGUCGUAGUUGGUGGAACCCCCCCCCCACCCCCACCCCACCCCCUGGGAUCGUCGCUUUUUAUUUAAAAGAAAAGUCUAUAUAAUUUCCCUGCUAGCUAGGUCGCCUGAAUCAAAAGCCAUGGUCGGGGAGACAGAGGUGAAGGAAAGACCCAAGUCCAACCCGGACUAUCUGAUGCAGCUGAUGAACGACCGGAAAGUGAUGAGCUCCCUGCCCAACUUUAGCGGCAUCUUCACGCAUCUGGAGCGGCUGCUGGAUGAAGAGAUCGGAAGGGUGCGCAAAGACAUGUACAACGACACGCUAAACGGAGGCAUGUUCAACGGGAGGGACAUGGAGGAGCUCCCCGAGGCCAUCGGCCCCGUUGCUCAGCUGCAGGAGAAGCUGUACGUGCCUGUCAAAGAGUACCCUGAUUUCAAUUUUGUAGGAAGGAUCCUGGGCCCACGUGGCCUGACAGCCAAACAGCUGGAAGCAGAGACUGGCUGCAAGAUCAUGGUGCGAGGAAAAGGCUCCAUGAGGGAUAAGAAGAAGGAGGAGAUGAAUCGAGGGAAGCCCAACUGGGAGCACCUCAGCGAGGACCUCCACGUCCUGAUCACCGUGGAGGACACGCACAACCGCGCCAAGAUCAAGCUCCAGCGAGCCAUCAACGAGGUCAAGAAACUCCUCGUGCCCGCUGCUGAGGGGGAGGACAACCUGAAGAAAAUGCAGCUGAUGGAGCUGGCCAUUCUCAAUGGGACCUACAGAGACGCCAAUGUUAAGACACCCACUGCCGCCUUCCCUCUAGCGACCCCUCAAGCACCUCGGAUCAUCACGGGCCCGACGCCCGUCCUGGGCCCCACAAUGCGAAACCCUGCCCCUGUGAGCACGCCCACCCUCAUGCCUCUGAUCCGUCAGAUCCAGAGCUCGGCCCUAUUGCCGGGAGGCAAUCCGCACCCGGCACUGGUGCAGCAAGGACCCGAAUCUGGAAUCAUCUACACGCCUUACGAGUAUCCCUACACACUCACACCCUCCAUAUUGGAAUACCCGAUUGACUCAACUGGAGUAUUAGUCCCUUCUUCCUGUGUUUUUGCAGCAGGUGCCAUGACCACUAAGGUACGACGCCACGACAAGAGAAUCCAUCCUUACCAAAGGGUAGUGACCACAGACAGAGCUGCCACGGCAACUAACCCAUGACCCCACCCCCUUCGCCCCGCCCCUUGACCUUCUGACCUUUCCGCCCACUGAUGACCCACCCAUCUCUGCCUGCUGGCGUGCUCAUUGGCCCGCGGCUCAGCCAACAAGAGACCAGAACAUUGGGAACAAGCCGGCUGCUGCUGCUGCCUCUGUCUAAACCAGCCAACCAGAUGACAGCGAUCCCGGGAAUAAACCUGAGGACCCCACCCCAUACCCCCUUCCCAACGCCCAUCAAUUUACCAAACGUGCCUUCGUCCUAAAAUCCCAAAGCCAGUCUAAGAAUCUUCUCUGAAUAUCCGAAAUUACAAUCUGUGACAGCUGUUUGACUUUACAAAGGGGGUGGGCCCCAAACUGGAAAAGGGCUUUCUAAACUGAUUCCUGUCUCUCUGAGCUGCCAUGCCAUGCAAUAAUGACUAUUAAUAACAUGGUAACUAUACUGAUAUUGAUGUUACUUAUCAGCACAAAAAACCCUCCAUGAACACUAAACUGUGGGACAUAUGUUGAGAUUUUAUUGCAUUUUUCCCCUCAGUGAGUGCUUCUUUUCAGAGCGUUUUAUCUGCAAUGUAACAUUUAUACAUUUUGUUAAAACAUGCAUAUAUUAACAAAUAUAUCAAUUACAGCUUGACACUGAAAAAGUCAUCGUUCAGGAAAGGAAAAUACCAGCACAGAACCUUUUCUACCAUACAGUGGCAGGUGCCCUGCAAGGAAAGAUUAUUAACUGGAAUCCAAAAUGCCAGAUCCUGAGUUACAGACAUAUACAAACAGAGAAGGAAAGUUGCUCUCCUUUUGUCGGAAUCGCUUUCACAAUGAUGCCUUUGCCUUUUUCACACUACCGUAUUGUGCGAGCUUGAACAACAGUGCCUUUAUUUAUUGAGAAUGAAGGAACAAUGUUACAUGUAAAUCCUUUUUUUUUCAAUUGAAACGUCUGGAUUCAGUAUAGAGGGUCAAAAAUGUCAUAAAGCAUUAGAUAAAUACUUAAAGGGAACUAAUUAGAAAUGUGAUAAUUGAAAUACAAUUCAAAAUCCAAUAAAUAAUACAUAAAAUAUCUAAACCAUUAAUAUUAUAGAAUAAAAAAAUUAAAUUGGGAAAUAAUUACUUAAAUGUAAAUUCAUUAUAUCUUAAAAAUCAUGUAAAAUAAUAUCAUGUUUCAACUUAAUUAUUUCACAUAUUGCAGCAUAUCUUGAUUUUAUAUUAUACGCAACCUCAGCCAUGAAAGACAGUGGGCAGAGCUAACACCGCUAAAGAGAAGACGAGUGGUCUGGAGUUACGCUGCUGUGCAGAUUAGCCAAUGAGAUGUUAGCAGCUAUUUGGUAAACUGCAAUUCAGUCAUCAAAUGUUGUACAAGAAACAUGAAAUACUUAAAAUACCAGUAUGAAUGCAAACUUUUAUUAAAGUUUUUUUUUUUUAAUAAUUUAAUAUGGUGUUACAUUAUUGACACAUUUCCACAAUUAUAGUCAUUUAUAUAUUUACUUAUAUAAAUAUUUACUAUUUUAUUGAAACUAUCACAGUUAGUUAUUUAUUGAUUUAAUUUUGCCACUUUUGGCCCCCCAUACUACCUCUGUUUCCAGCCACAAAUUCUAUUAUUUAGGGAUCAUUUUGAUGAGUUAGGACUGCAGGGAAUGUGUCUCUGACUGAAUCUGCAUUUUUAUAGUGCCCUUUAUUGUGCCAAAAUCAUGAUGCGUACAAAUUUGUUUGCACCUCUUAUAAAGAUGUGAAAAACCCUUUAAAUAUAUUCAAUUUUAUUGCAGUAUCAUAUCAAUAGUGACAGUUUUUGAAUAUUCCACCUUUUAAUUUGAUUACAUUUUUUCAAAGAGAGAAAAAGUAAUCAUACAUUUAAUUUAAAACACAAAUACACAAAUACGUCUUCUUAUUUGCUUCCAUAGUCCAAUGUGUUGAUCCGGCCACAUGUUUUGGAUCAUUAAGACCAAGUUAUGACUCACUAAGUUUUCUGGUCUAUCAUAUUUCUAUUUUAAAUGACCUGGUAAGUGUUCUCAAAGCUUUUUCUCUCCCAUUUUGAGGAGAAAUAGGUCUGGGUCAAAUUAGAUUUGUACUCCAGGAUAACGUAAAAUGCUAGAUUAUUGAUUAAAAGUUCAAAAUUAAAGUAUACGUGCAGAAAAUAAAAACUUUUGGGGGAGUUCUGUAAAACUUUCAGUCAGAGAUUAUGGUGCUGCAAUGAAAAUUUUAUGUAUUUUAAGAAUUUCUACAUGUUUCGGUAAGGGUGCCAGUACUUUUUUAUGCGUGUGCUCGUAGGAGAUGGAGGAAUGAUGCAGCAACUAAAAAACAUCUUUAAAACAAGAACAGUGUUACAUAUUAUCUUUGUUUUUGUGUUGUUUGUUGUUUUUUCUUCUUGUUUUGCAUGUGUACCUACUUUUUGUCCAAAAGCACAGUUUAACUUUCACUCAUACAAACCCAGUGAUGCCUUCAUAUGAAAAAAAACACACAGUCAUAACUUCUGUAACAAGUUUAUAUUGUAUUUUUAUAUUCUAUUUUGUACGCCAGAAAAAAGCAAACAUUAAAUGACAUUUUCAGAUAAGAGAAAUUAUGCCUUAUUAUGGAGAAAGAAUCAGUUUUAGGUCAGCUAUCCUUCACGUGUCAUCAGUAAUCUUUAUGUCCUGAUAAACUGGAGUUCUCUGUUUUAACUUUUUUGAGCCUUUGAGAUCAGCAUUGCUUGCCUUUUGUGCCUUUGUUGUAUAUGACGACGAGUGUGACAAUUAACAGUGUAGUACAUUAAUCUACUCUUUGGUGCCAACUGUAGGUUACUAACUGUUGCCACAUCUGUGAUUAUUAACCACUUUAAUGGUAUCUGUCUCUGCCUCCUUUUUAAAGAAUAAAAGUGUGUCUAAAAAGAUGGAAAUACAUGUGCUGAAUGACGAUCUCUUUAACUUUUAUCUGAGGAAUAACUCUUUGUUCAGUAUUAAACUCCUAGAUGUAAAACUAA
This is a messenger RNA of Girardinichthys multiradiatus, 4442 nucleotides long. It is a transcript of the gene qki2, whose product is annotated as QKI, KH domain containing, RNA binding 2. Lineage: Eukaryota; Metazoa; Chordata; Actinopteri; Cyprinodontiformes; Goodeidae. The coding region runs from base 455 to 1504 and encodes 349 amino acids. Gene Ontology annotation, biological process: regulation of mRNA splicing, via spliceosome. The transcript is spliced from 9 exons. Gene Ontology annotation, molecular function: mRNA binding. The record is from RefSeq and is a predicted model, not a curated record. Gene Ontology annotation, cellular component: nucleus.